UCCAUCCGUUUUCAGUCUCUACACGGAACGACAACAUGUCUGAAGCGACCGUCUCUUUUAAACCCGUUUCUCAUGUUAUUUUCGACAUGGACGGACUUCUACUCGACACGGAGCGGUUGUACACGGAGUCGUUCCAGCAGGUGUGUUCUCGGUUCGGUCGCGAGUACACGUGGGCGCUGAAGUCAAAGGUCAUGGGUCAGAGGGCACUGGACGCAGCAGAGAUCAUCAGAGCCGAGCUGGACCUGCCCCUGUCUGCGGAGGAACUGCUCAAGGAGACCAGGGAGAUACAAGAGAGGAUCUUCCCCUCCGCUCAACUACUGCCUGGUGUGGAGCGUCUGAUCCUUCACCUCAAACAUCACUCCGUCCCCACGGCGGUGGCCACCAGCUCGGCCGGCGUCACCUUCGCCCUGAAGACGAGCAGACAUCAGUCCUUCUUCUCCCUGUUCCACCACAUCGUCACGGGAGACGACCCGGAAGUCAAGCAUUCGAAACCGCACCCCGAUCCCUUCCUCAUCUGCGCCGCCAGAUUCGCUCCGCCCGCCCACCCACAGAAGUGUCUUGUGUUCGAGGAUGCUCCCCUCGGCGUUGCCGCGGCGAUCUCUGCUCAGAUGCAGGUCGUCAUGGUCCCGGACCCGAACCUGGACCGGGCCCUGACCCGAGACGCCUCGCUCACUCUGCCCAGCAUGGAGCACUUCAGACCCGAGCUCUUCGGACUGCCGCCUUUUGAAUAACCCUGAUGCCCUCCCGUCCUCCUCCCUCCAUCCCUCCGGCACCUCUCCGUCGCCAUGGAGAUGAAAUAUUCCGCGGUGUGGCAUUAAACAUACUCAUCUCCCAUGUUUUCAGCUGUUUAUCAAGCUUUACUCACUGCAUUUAAUGCCACACUGCGGAACAUUCCAGGCCAAGCGUUAACAUCGCCAUGGAGACGGUGAAGAAGGCCAUGCCCCCUCCCCAAGAAAAGUUACACGCUGCUUCUUUAACUGAGACGGGGGCAGAUCAAAUGUGUCACUGAUAAAAAAUGAUCAGGGAAAAUGUUUUAAAAUGAUAAUUAAACAUGAAAUAAAACGGAUUUAAAUGUUAUAAGUUAUUCUCAGUUUGAGUUUAUUUUGAAUUAUUGAUAAAAGUGAUUAAUAUUUGUCAUGUCUGAAAAAAAAAUGUAAAAGUGUCAAAACGGUUUGUCGACGAAUUAAAGAGAUUUCAGCAUUUCAUGUCA
Messenger RNA from Boleophthalmus pectinirostris (great blue-spotted mudskipper), 1210 nucleotides. RefSeq names its product pseudouridine 5'-phosphatase (gene pudp). Gene Ontology annotation, molecular function: phosphatase activity. NCBI's taxonomy places the organism in Eukaryota, Metazoa, Chordata, Actinopteri, Gobiiformes, Gobiidae. Bases 36 to 731 code for a protein of 231 amino acids. The transcript is spliced from 4 exons. The record is from RefSeq and is a predicted model, not a curated record.